Phymastichus coffea is the source of this 2633-nucleotide messenger RNA. Its product is annotated as ribosomal protein S6 kinase beta-1-like. The coding region runs from base 341 to 1693 and encodes 450 amino acids. Lineage: Eukaryota; Metazoa; Arthropoda; Insecta; Hymenoptera; Eulophidae. Gene Ontology annotation, molecular function: ATP binding; protein serine/threonine kinase activity. The record is from RefSeq and is a predicted model, not a curated record. Gene Ontology annotation, biological process: signal transduction; protein phosphorylation. The transcript has 13 exons.
UGUGCGUGUCGAAUGUCGUGUAAGGUUCAUGUCCGAAGUAUGACAUGGUUCAAGUGAUGGGAGGAGUCGCAAUUGUUCACAUUGAUUAAGUUUGUUUGCAGUUUUAUUCAAUUUUCUUUUGCUGAAAAGAUUGAUUAAAAAUUUUAUUUGAAAUUAACUUGACUUGUAUACAAGAAUCGGUGACGUAUAGGUUACUAUGGUACUAGAUUACAACGGUUACAUUUGAGCAGACCUGUAGAGUGGAAAACGUGUCUUGAAACCCAUAAAGACUUAAUUGAUCUCUAGAUUUGAUUAUGCUUGAUAAACUUUCGAGUUAAAAAUUAAUAGUUUUUAUUUCAGAAUGGCUGCAGUAUUUGAUAUUGAAUUACAUGAUACAGACGUCAUACAAAAAGAUGACUCUGAAGAUGAUGUUAUUGAAAUAAGCGAGGAAGAGUACAAUGCUAAUCCAAACGUCAAUGAAAUCAUAGAAUCUGAAGGAAUAGAAGCUGUUGCAAUAUCUGAACAGAACGUUAAUCAGGGAAGAGAACGAGUUGGACCACAAGAUUUUGAAUUAUGCAAAGUUAUUGGAAGAGGUGGCUAUGGCAAAGUAUUUCAAGUACGCAAAACAACUGGAAAUGAUAGUGGCACUAUCUUUGCUAUGAAGGUUUUGAGAAAAGCAUCAAUAAUUAGAAAUCAAAAAGAUACUGCUCAUACCAAAGCAGAAAGGAAUAUUCUUGAAGCUGUGAAGCAUCCAUUUAUUGUCGAUCUUAUGUAUGCCUUUCAAACUGGUGGAAAAUUAUAUUUGAUACUAGAAUAUAUGUGUGGUGGUGAACUUUUUCGCCACUUAAACGACGAAGGAAUAUUUUUAGAAGAUACUGCUUGCUUUUACUUGUCAGAGAUAAUAUUGGCUCUACAACAUCUACACUUGCAAGGAAUUAUUUAUAGAGACUUGAAGCCAGAAAACAUUCUGUUAGAUGCAGAAGGACAUAUUAAGUUGACUGAUUUUGGACUUUGUAAAGAACAUAUACAAGAAGGUGUAGUAACACACACUUUCUGUGGUACAAUUGAAUAUAUGGCCCCUGAGAUCUUAACAAGAAGUGGACAUGGUAAAGCUGUUGAUUGGUGGAGUCUUGGCACUCUUAUGUAUGACAUGUUAACUGGAUCUCCACCAUUUACUUCUAACAAUAGGAAAAGCACUAUUGAAAAAAUUUUAAAAGGCAAGCUAAUUCUUCCACAGUAUCUUACACCAGAUGCCAGAGAUCUUAUUCGAAAAUUAUUAAAAAGACAGGUAGUUCAGAGAUUAGGCUCUGGAUCUUCAGAUGCAGAACAAAUUAAAGUUCAUCAAUUUUUCAAACAUAUUAAUUGGAGCGACGUCAUAUUCCGAAAGUUAGAACCGCCAUUCAAGCCAACUUUGGCAAGUGAAGAUGACGUAUCGCAAUUUGACAAACGAUUUACAACCUCAGCGCCAAUAGAUUCUCCAGCCGAAUGUACUCUUAGUGAAUCUGCUAAUAAAGUUUUUCAGGGGUUCACAUAUGUUGCACCAAGCAUAUUAGAAGAUAUGUCUCAACCACGAAUUGUGAAUGCUAAAAGUCCACGAAAAAAUAAUAUACGCAGUUUUUCUCCGCGGAGUAAUCAUUUUAAUUUGCAUAAUUCGCACGUAUCAAACCAUAGGCUCAAUGGAGUUGAGGAUGCAGAAAUGAUUGAAAUAAGUUAAUUAUUCAUUUACAGCUUUGCUUUUUUAUUUAUUUUUUGAGCUUCUUGAAUCAAACUUUUCAGCUUGAGAUUUCGUAAAUAGAAAAGUAAAAGUUUGAUUAAUUGUUUAAAGCAUACUUAACCGCGAUGCUCAAUGGCUAUGCAUAGCUUAUUUUUUUCAAUUUUUGCAGUGUUUCCGACAAUAUUUGUUGAAAGUAGUGUGUUUGGUAUGGUGUGGUGUUACCAACUCAAUUCAAUUUAGUACUAAUAUUUUAUAUGAAGCAUAACGAGUAUAGUAUAACGUUUUUUUGUUAUUAUCUAAAGCCGUUGUAGCGGUUCGAGACAAGUUAUUCUGGAAUAUAUUUUACAUUCGAUUCAUUAAGUAAAAGUUGCGAAAAUUUACUAUAUUGCGAAAAGUUGAUAUACCUUCAUACAAUGAAAUCAAUAUUAUUAUUUACAAAGAGCAUGAACAGAUCAUUUGAAAAAAAAUGUUUUUAUUAAUAUUUACAGCCAGUUUUUACACUUAUGGCAAUGCAGAUUUAUUGAAAUAAAACAAAAAAAUAUGUUUCGUCGAUACAAAGUAAUGUUAUCGUAAUUAUUAUAAACUAAGGAAUCAAACAUGACUGAUAAGCACACUGCAACUUUUAUUAAAGCAAUAAUGAUUUUACAAUCCUGUGUGUGUGUGUGUGUGUGAGAGAGGGGGGGGGGGGGGGGGUAGAUAGAGAGAGAGACUUCUUUGCCCUGGACGCAUCAAAUGUAAAAUGUAUUUUAUUUUAUGCAAUCUAAGGGCAAAAAUGGCAUACAAACACGGCAAAUACAGUAACAAAUUAAUUUUGGUCGUGCUAUUGAAUAGAUGCCAAAACUUUCUUUCCAAUACAUCAUUUUCAUUUUCUGUUUCUUUUGUUCACAAAAAAUGUAAUUUCUAAAUAAAGAUAUGAAAAUAAAAUCUCAAAGUAAUCUUA